This is a messenger RNA of Lineus longissimus, 3025 nucleotides long. RefSeq lists its product as uncharacterized. NCBI's taxonomy places the organism in Eukaryota, Metazoa, Nemertea, Pilidiophora, Heteronemertea, Lineidae. The coding region runs from base 79 to 441 and encodes 120 amino acids. The transcript has 5 exons. The record is from RefSeq and is a predicted model, not a curated record.
GCUGGAUUAUGGAUUAACUACCCCACGACUGGCCGGACAUAUAACGAUUUUAGUGAUGUCUUCCUGAUCGGCUUACCAAUGGCUAUCAUAGACUACAGGAUAUCAAUUGUUUUAUUGGCUUUGAGCACUUGCUUCGUGACGUCGAAACCUUUAGGUUCUGCCGCUUCAGUCGCAGAUAGUACAAUAGCACUGCUGAUGAAAAUAGCUGAAAACGUCUCAAACAUAAAGGAUAUGAUUGAAACAGUUAUGAUAAGGAGAGAUAUGGCAGACGGAAAUGGUAUUGGGGAUAAUGCAAACACAAAAACAAAGCUUCUACAACAGUUGAAGUCAUAUCUUGAUUUAAGAAACUAUGCUCAAUCGUCCCAAUCGAUGAAAAAGCGUCAGCCUGAUCUCGGAUUCUAUGCAGUACGAGGAAAACGAAACACUAAAUCUUCAGAUUGAAAAGCGACCAGUUACAAAUGCGGAUACACUCAACAGGACUUGAAGAUUCUUCGCAGAUUGAUUGCGUCAGAUAUCUGCAACAACUAAACGACUGGUGACGCCACACUUGUGCCAUGGUACAGGAUAACAUGCAGUUGUUUAUAGUUAAACAGUGUGACUAAAACAAGGGACCUCUGGGACAAUAAGACAUUUUAUGAAAAUGUUAACAAUGCGGUCCAUAGAACGGACUCAAAAUCAAUGCGAAUGUGUCGAACGGACUUUUAUACAAUUGAAAUGUGAAAUUUGUUGCAAACGUUCGAACCUUGCAAUCUUGGACAAAAUUGCAAAAACUUGUAGCCCGAAAGUCACAAAUCAAAUUUUUUCAACAAUAAAGCGAACCAAUCACAGAAAUUAAUAAAUGCAAAAUAAAAUAAAAACUGAAACAAACAACGUGUAUACAUGUAUUUACACGAACAGCACCACAGAUAUAUCUCAGUCUACAGUGGACCCAACACAAGAUUAGACUAUAGCCAUAAUAUCCCUUAUAGCAUAAGCUUCUGACUUUACACGUCUCUAUUAUCUUGCAAAUUGGUGGUUCAUUUAUGAGUUACUGUUCCACCAAAUAUUGUGUAACCCGAUAUUUCAAUUUACCUGGACGUAUUAUAGGCACAGAUGAGAUUUAGUGAUAUAUUCUGCUCUCUUGUAGAUUUGCUUGCACGUGGCCCAUAAUGCAUUACUUUGUUUUAAUAUUCAGAUACACACAAUUGAUAAUGGUCACCUUGAAAGGUUAGUUCGCUCCUAUGAUGAGUUCUGAAAUAUAUUUUAAUCAAUUUUAAAACGAUUUUAUUCGCAGGUUGAAACAUAUAUCAAAUCCACAAUAGUAAACUAUUUUAAAGGCAAUGUUGUGUUCAAUCAGCCCAUGCUAACGGGCUUAUUUAGAGCGGUUUAAACCGCUUGUCUUGUCAGCGAUGUAAAUCACUUUAUAAUUUCUUUGGAAAAAAAGCAGACGAAAACCUAAAAAAAAUGUAUUUUUAAAGCUGUAUGUGCUCCACGGACAAAAACUUUCGAAGUUCACCUGACGUCACACAGUGCAAAUGGCUCCCAAUCCACGUUGGGGAACAAUAAAUUCGCACCUAAUUCUUGCAAAUAAUGACGGCCCAUCGUGACACCUAUUUUGGUCAUGACUAAAGAAUCAGGUCGAGGUCAUGUUAGUUCCAAAUUCAUCUCUUGUAUUAUAUAGCGGGUGCGCGUAUAAUUAAUCCGUUUAAUCGACUAAAAAUGGUAUGAUGUACUGAUUGGCCGGCAGGUGCCCCGGCUAUAUGGGUAGAGCGGUAGCCUGCCAUGCCGUCGAUCCCUAUAUCGAAUUCCACCCUUGGCGUCACAAUUGUCAAGCUAUUCUCUCUACUUUGAAAUCAAUUUGGUGAAAAACACGAGUCUAGACGUUAUGCCCUAGACCUGAUUCGUUUACCCCUUCCACCCAUGUCGACCACAUAGCGACCGCCGUCUUGAACGUGUUUCACAUGAUAAUUUAGUCUUAAGAUUAGAUCAUAAAAUAUGUAGCAAUAAUCGUUGGCCAUUAUAAUAAUGGCUUUCAAACCACAGGUUCAGUUCACGAGAUCAGAGUCGUUUAAAGAUCAUGAUCACAGUGUCUCAGAAGUAUAAGGUAAACUUGGGUAAUUGUAGUCCAUUUCUUCAACUAUUACUUCUAUUACGCAAAACAUUUCCAGGCAGAUUUAUCAAAUCCGUCCUGAAUCUUGUUGUGGCACCUCUUCAAAUAUCAUUGCCUGCAAUUCAAGGCACUUCAUCUAAAACAAUGCCUCUGAGGGACAAUACACACGACUUGAGGUCAGGGGCUACAAUUAUCCUGUGUUUGUGGUAACUGGCUGAAAUUUCUAAUUGCUUGAUUGUUGAUGGAUUUUAAUGGUAAUAAACAUUUCAAUAUUAUUCAAAUCUAAUUUUACAACGAAGCUUUCCUGAUCAGUACAAACAAAAAUGUUAUUCUUUGAACUAAAGAGAAAAUAAAAUGUUUCAUACUAACACUCUCCCAAAAAUUGCUGAUAAAUGCAAAGUCCGAUUUACCCAUUUGCUAUAUACAAUGUACCUAGUGUCAUACAACAGCUUGUGAUAUUCGGAAUUGACCUACGGUCAAGCUAGUAUGAGCGCCAUUAAUGAAACUGUAGUUUCAGGUACUAGCUACGUCGGAGACAUGCAUUAUAUCACAAUAUUUAGGGGGCCACCGCGAUGUCUUCCGAUUUGUUCUUUACUCUCCAAGUGGCAUCCUUCUAGGAUCAAGAGUCAAAUACGGGGACUUAUGCUUUCACACGGCUCUAUCAGCCCCAUUUCAUUUGCCCAAUUGUUUUGUUUCGUUUCCAACCUAUGAGGGUUGGCAAACUCAUCACGAUGAAUAAAACAUUCACCGUGUGGCCAGUAAAUACCAAUAUAUUUAUCAGACAACUGUCGGAAAAGUCGAUCGUUGCAACCAGCGCCAUAAAUAGAACAUAUUAAAUACGUGAGGUCCCUCACUACAUCAGUUCUUUACUAAUCAUACUAAGUACUCGUGAUAUAACCCACACUUCAUGCAAAUAUAAUAUACUAUGGCUGGUGA